CUGGAGCCCCCUGGGCUCCCGGGGUGGGGGCCCAGCAAGUCCGGGCUGGGAUGACCUGGGCUGGGGGAGCUGAGGGAGCAUCGCCCCCUCCCCUGCCGCCGAGGCCCAGAGGGAGUGAGACCUAGAAUGAGUGGGGGGCGGCACUGGGCCUUCCUCCCUCCCUCCCAGCACCCCGCGCCAGGCCGGGCCCCGAGACCCGGGGUGGACCCUCACCCGCACCUCCCCGGGGCUGCGCCCGGCCCUGCAGGCUUGGGCAGAUGGAGGCCUGCACCCCAGCACCCCUCCCCCAGCCCCACCUGCUGCGACCGCAGGCUUCCUCCGGCAGCGCGGCUGGCUGGCCCGGGCCUGGCCCGCGCCCAGAGGCCCCCGAAGAUGGGGAGUCAAACGGAAACUUUGCAGCUGGGGCAGCCCCGGGGCUGGGGGAAGGGGCCUCCAGAAUCCUCCUCGGGGCCCCUUCUGGGAGCCCACCGAGCAGAGGGGUUGCCUCUGGGUUGGUCCAGGUGCCCCCGUCCCUGGCCUCCCUGGCCCCGGCCUGGCCACACUCCCUACGCGCCAGGUACUGCUCUGGGGACUUGGCCCCUCCCCACACAUCCCUGUCUCCCUGCAGCUUACUUCUGGUGGCAGAAUGGGCAAGGGCAGGCUCUGCCCUGCGCCCUUGGGCUUGGGACGCUGCUGGCCCUGCCGGGAGCCAUGGGCUCAGGGGGCAGCGAGGACGGCCUGGGCUCCGGCUCUAACUCUGUCACCGUGGUCCUGCUGCUGCUGCUGCUGCUGCUGCUGCUCACCGGCCUGGCCCUGGCCUGGCACCGCCUCAGCCGCGACUCCGGCGGCUACUACCACCCCUACCGCCUGGGCGCUGCGCUGUGGGGCCGCACCCGCCGCCUGCUCCAGGCCAGCCCCCCGGGCCGCUGGCUUCAGGCCCGGGCUGAGACGGGGUCACGGGACACCGACCCAGAGCAGCCGGAGGACCAGCGGGACGCCGAGGACGCCGAGGACGCCGAGGACGCCAUCGGCGCUGAGCCCUGGGAAGCCGGGCAGCGGCGCGGAACGGGGUCCCGCCCAGAGCAGCCCCCCGAGCUGGCGGAGGAAGCCCACGACAGUGACACCGAGGGGGGCCUGGCCCUCGGCUCCCAGGGGCCGGCGUGCGCCGGGGGCAGCGCGGAGGCUCUGCUGAGUGACCUGCACGCCUUUUCGGGUAGCGCGGCCUGGGACGACAGCGCUGGCGCAGCCGGGGGCCAGGGCCUCCACGUCACGGCGCUGUAGGGGCCAGCCUCGGUGUCCCACCCGACACAGCCCCUCUCCUGUGCUCUGCUCCCCAAGCCGCCGCGCGGCCAUCUCCACCCCCACUGCCACCUCCCCCAGUCCCCAAGGCGCCAGGCAACCUCGAAAUAAACCGCUCCAGCCCCA
Messenger RNA from Oryctolagus cuniculus (rabbit), 1404 nucleotides. NCBI's taxonomy places the organism in Eukaryota, Metazoa, Chordata, Mammalia, Lagomorpha, Leporidae. The record is from RefSeq and is a predicted model, not a curated record.